CAACAAAAAAAAAUCCCAUUCGAUCGUCUUUUUUCCUCUUCCACGCCAGAAAUCCGUAUAAAAACACCAAACCUUAGAGAACUAUCGAAAGAAAUAUUUGCGACAGAAAUUUCCACCGCUUAAUUCAAAAAUCCAGCAACCGUCGCCAUCAUGUUGCUCUCAGAGGACCCCGCGACUCUUAUCCAUCACACGGUAAACAGCUUCAAUAUCGAUCCCGAUAAACUCGCUGUCGCGCGUGUUCAAGAAUCACUAUCCACUCUACAGCAAGCGCGUGAGCUGCGGAUGCGCGAUGUCGAAUCAACACUGAAGAAGCUUUCGCGCCAGCUCAAUACACUUACUUCACAACAUGCCGACUUGGUUGCCUCGCACUCGUCAACAGACCAUGCAUCGGUCAUAAGCCGACUCGACACAGACAAGUUCCGCACAGCAAAGGCGGCCAACGACGCCGAGGCGGACGCGGAGAGACUGGCAAUGCAGGCGUCUGACCUCGCAGCAAGGCUGCAGGAGCUCGAUCUACAGGGUGUGGAGGGUGACGAGGAUGCACGACGCAGAGAUCCAGUUGAUGAUGAGGUGUUGCUGCGGUUGAAGGUGUAUCGUAGCCUGGGUAUCGACAUUGAGCGAGACAGCAAGGAUGGCGAGUGGGCCAAGGCAGUCAUUCGAAAUGAUAGGAAAGGCGAUGUACAUGUUGUCAACUUGGACAAGAAGUUUUCGCGGUACUUUUAUGCGAAUUACUUUUGGGAUACCAUGUAGAUUGCAGCUGCAUCGGAUGACUGGAUGAUUUGCAUGUUGCGGGCGUUUUUGCCUUCUUGGGUUGGCGGGAAUUUUUAACUAUUUUGUAUAUGUAGAGCAUGAUACCACGGUUUGCUUUUUGUACGGCGCAAAUAUCGGCAUGAAUACAUACUAUCAUUACUAUGGAAACAGCAUCUUUUGUGUGGCCCUGUGGAAAAUACAUGUAGUCAUUGAUGAUAAUAUACAUGAGAGCAAUAUAAACAUAGAUGCCUGGCUGCCCUCUUUUCAUAGAGAUGGAAAUGCCAUUUGGAGGGGAAUGGGAUGUCGUGGAGAGCGUUAGAUAUCGUUAACAGGUGGAUUGACUAUGGUUCAGGGUGACUGAUAGUUCAAUAUAGCCGCGGCGAUUUGGAGUAUGCUUUUUUAUUGUGUUCCAUUGCUGGCUGAAGCCUUCUUAGCCGAUGCCUUGGUUGACAUGCUAAGAGGAAAGUAGCCAUCCGGGUUGCCGGUUGGGCUAAAUGACAUGCGCGAGACCGAUGGCGUUCUAGUUCUCGAGCUGUUUGGUGAGGUCUUCGUCUUUGGUCCUGUGGGCUCGUCGGGACUUCGGUUGCGGCGCUUCAUCAUGAGAAAGCCGCCGUCUGCACCUGGUGUUGUAGGGCCACCCGAAGGAGUUCUGUGAUGAUGGCGAUGCUGUCGAUCAGGAAGUUCGAACCUCGAGUUGAUGGUGGUCCAGAUCUCAUCGUCCUGGUCACCAACCCGCCAACCCCCGACGCCCUCAUAGUCUCUCCAUGCACCGAUACUUGGAGUAAGACCGAGUCCGGCCUCGUUGACAGGUGUAACCGUGCCGCCGGUCAAGAUGCUGACGGAGCUAGGGCGGCGGCGACGACGACGGGGAGCAGGUAAGGCAGCAGACGAGGGCACGCGGGUCGGCGGCUGGCUAUCGUCAUCAAGCGCAGCAACUUGGCGCAUGUGUGGUUGGAUUUUGAAGCUGCCAAACGAGUUGUUGAUAAGUGAGAUCGCAAUGUCGAGAUAUACCACAAUCACUCUGCAGAUGAGCACGGAAAAUGCCAGCGUUGUGGUCAGCCCGGCGAAGAGGGCAAGAGGAACAGUAACGAUGCAGAGGAAGGGAACGAUGGCGGCAUGGACGGGGUUGAUGAGCGCCAUAGUAGCGAGAUUAUAUGAUGCGAAGCGCAACGACGGCGCUGUGACUUGUGGUUUGUUGUUGUAGGAGACUCAGCGGUUGUCGCCCAAGGCUGUAUUGAUAGAUGGACGAUUUGAUGAGAUGACGAUGGGAAGAGUGUGAGAUGGUGCCGACAACUCCCACGGCGAAUCGUGAAAGAGGAGAAAUCGGCCAAAUAAGAGAGGAAAAGAGAUAACAGAGGCGUCCUUUGUUGUGCGUUGGCGGGGGAAGGUUGGAGGCUUUUGUGAGGCGUGCCAGCCUGUGAUGUUAGUGGUGUGGCGUGUGGCAGCACCAGUUUGGGGGGAUGGAUUGGCAGCCAACGGAAUCUCUGGAGAGAGAGUGAAGCGUCUUGAUUGUCGGUGAUUGUGUACACGAUGAAGUAUGAGUGACUGUGAUUAUUAUGUAAAUCGCUCUGGUUGCCGGCUGGCGAGGAGAUGCGUCCUCGCUUUCUCGUCUGUCACAUGUCACGCCUGUCCAAAAAAACCCUUAGGUGGGAGGUCAGCGCCUAGCAGAGCAGAUGUGGUGCAGCCACUAGCUGGGAAAUCGUAAUAGGUAUAGCAUUAUUACUUGUUCCCUGGAUGCAGCUGCAUAUGUGUUGCAUAAAAACCGCAGACUGUGUAUUAUUUUGUGCCAGCUUGACGGUUUACUGGCACUGCCAUGCCUGCCCGUUGAAUCAGUAAAACAGGCCCGCCACGC
This is a messenger RNA of [Torrubiella] hemipterigena, 2602 nucleotides long. Lineage: Eukaryota; Fungi; Ascomycota; Sordariomycetes; Hypocreales; Clavicipitaceae. The record is from the annotation of a GenBank genome assembly.